Messenger RNA from Neomonachus schauinslandi (Hawaiian monk seal), 1365 nucleotides. Its product is annotated as heterogeneous nuclear ribonucleoprotein A1. The transcript has a single exon. Gene Ontology annotation, molecular function: RNA binding. The record is from RefSeq and is a predicted model, not a curated record. Lineage: Eukaryota; Metazoa; Chordata; Mammalia; Carnivora; Phocidae. Bases 53 to 1015 code for a protein of 320 amino acids.
CCGUGGACGCCGCCGAGUAAGCAUCGUUAAAGUCUCCCCUCCCACCGCCGUCAUGUCUAAGUCAGAGUCUCCCAAAGAGCCUGAACAGCUGCGGAAGCUCUUCAUCGGAGGUUUGAGCUUUGAAACAACCGAUGAGAGUCUGAGGAGCCAUUUUGAGCAAUGGGGAACACUUACGGACUGUGUGGUAAUGAGAGAUCCAAACACCAAGCGCUCCAGAGGCUUUGGCUUUGUCACAUAUGCCACUGUGGAGGAGGUGGAUGCAGCCAUGAACGCAAGACCACACAAGGUGGAUGGGAGAGUUGUGGAACCAAAGAGGGCUGUCUCAAGAGAAGAUUCUCAAAGACCUGGUGCCCACUUAACUGUGAAAAAGAUUUUUGUUGGUGGCAUUAAAGAAGACACUGAAGAACAUCAUCUAAGAGAUUAUUUUGAACAGUAUGGGAAAAUUGAAGUGAUCGAGAUCAUGACUGACCGGGGCAGUGGCAAAAAGAGAGGUUUUGCUUUUGUAACAUUUGAUGACCAUGACUCUGUAGACAAGAUUGUCAUUCAAAAAUACCAUACUGUGAAUGGCCACAACUGUGAAGUAAGGAAAGCCCUAUCUAAGCAAGAGAUGGCUAGUGCUUCAUCCAGCCAAAGAGGUCGAAGUGGUUCUGGAAACUUUGGUGGUGGUCGUGGAGGUGGUUUUGGUGGGAAUGACAACUUUGGUCGUGGAGGGAACUUCAGUGGUCGAGGUGGCUUUGGUGGCAGUCGAGGUGGUGGUGGAUAUGGUGGCAGUGGGGAUGGCUAUAACGGAUUUGGUAAUGAUGGAAGCAACUUUGGAGGUGGCGGAAGCUAUAAUGAUUUUGGCAAUUACAACAAUCAAUCCUCAAAUUUUGGACCCAUGAAAGGAGGAAAUUUUGGAGGCAGAAGCUCUGGCCCCUAUGGUGGUGGAGGCCAAUACUUUGCCAAACCACGAAACCAAGGUGGCUAUGGUGGUUCCAGCAGCAGCAGUAGCUAUGGCAGUGGCAGAAGGUUUUAAUUACUGCCAGGAAACAAAGCUUAGCAGGAGAGGAGAGCCAGAGAAGUGACAGGGAAGCUACAGGUUACAACAGAUUUGUGAACUCAGCCAAGCACAGUGGUGGCAGGGCCUAGCUGCUACAAAGAAGACAUGUUUUAGACAAUACUCAUGUGUAUGGGCAAAAAACUCGAGGACUGUAUUUGUGACUAAUUGUAUAACAGGUUAUUUUAGUUUCUGUUCUGUGGAAAGUGUAAAGCAUUCCAACAAAGGGUUUUAAUGUAGAUUUUUUUUUUUUUUUUUGCACCCAUGCUGUUGAUUGCUAAAUGUAAUAGUCUGAUCAUGACGCUGAAUAAAUGUGUCUUUUUUUAAAA